Somion occarium is the source of this 2400-nucleotide messenger RNA. The record is from the annotation of a GenBank genome assembly. Lineage: Eukaryota; Fungi; Basidiomycota; Agaricomycetes; Polyporales; Cerrenaceae.
AUAUGGGCGCUUGACCAACGUGACACGCGGGACGCGACUGGUAGUCGUGCGCGCCUCGAGGCGCGUUUUCAUUGCACUCUCUUUUUGCCACCCCCGCCAUGCAUGUCCACAAGCCCUCCAGCGUUGCCGAAGCCUACCGGACUUUAGGACUUGAGGAGGAUACAUCCCUUGAAGUUGUGAAAACAACCUAUAAACAGCUUGCCUUGAGAACACAUCCUGACAAGAAUCCGGACAAUGAAGACGCGACGGCCCAAUUCCAACGUAUAGGCGAAGCCUAUAGCGUCCUCCUUAAACACCUUGACACGACACCGAGACCUGACAGGCACACACAUUCACACGGUUUUGGAGGAUAUGGAGGCGGAUAUGAUGACUAUGAUGAUUAUAGCGACGAAGAGGCUUAUUACUCCGAUUACGAUUCAGAAGACGAUUACGAGGACAUGGCAUUCUACAUGUUCCUAUUUGAGGAAAUGCUAAGGAACCGAGCUUCCAGGCACUCUCAUUCACGAUAUCACCAUUUCAGAACUCACGCACCGCCGGAGACAGACGAAGAAUUUCAAGCUCGUCUUCGCCGUCAACGUGUGGAACAAGAAGAGGCUCAGGCCCGGCGUGAAAGAGACGAAGCUGAGCGAAAGGCCGCUCAAGAAAGACAGCGUAUCAAAGAGCGUCAGGAAGCAGAAAGGCGUCAAAAGGUUAAGGCUUCAAAUAAGAAAGCACAAGCUGAAGCUUCGCGGAAGACUGCCGAGACCAAGGCUCGUCUUCAAUACGAACGUGUACAAACACUUCGAUCGGAAGUGUUUGCGGCAGCUAGGAAUGGAGACGCUGCAAAGGUCAAGAUGGGCGUAUGGGAGAACAAUGUUGAUGCAGCUGGGGGCGAAAUCAAGAAGGGCGCAGAAGAAUUUGUGAAGAAUCCACCCACAGACCCGUUGGAAUCCCUCAUGCAUAUCGCCACCGCAAGGGGAGACGCCGGUCUUGUGGAGCUUCUGGAUACUCACAGCGCCGAUCCCGAGGAACGCAAUUCUACUGGAUUCACUCCUUUCCACCUUGCACUUCACACACGCCGCACAUCCAUCCUCAACUAUUUCUUAUCCACCUACCCACCUGAAGACCCGGAUCACGUAGGUAUCUAUGAACCUCCACCCUCGAAGACUUUGCUCGGUCUCGCUGUCGAUUCGGGCGAGCCAGAGCUCGUUUGGCUGAUUUUGGACAAGGGUCUUGCUUCGCAAGAGGAUAUGAAAUCUUCAUGGGAAUACAUAUCUUCCAAAGGUGGAAAGCAAGCUCUUCUAAAAAUCUCAGCAUCCAAAAAAGGGGAAGAGCGGCUGGAAGAGAUCACGAAUAUCCUAGCAACAUUCGGCGGUUUCAGCCGCCUAUCAUUAUCAUCUGACGCAUCCGAAUUUCAACCUUCUCAGUCAAUCAAGACCAAUGGGAAGGCGCAGACACCUGCAGCAGUCAACGUAUCUACCGACGCAUCUAAUUCACCCACCCAAGCUCAGCGUCCAUCCGGUCGUCCUCAACCUGGCCGGAAACGAAAACAGCAAGAUCGGCCGCCUAGUAGCCCAACUAACCCCAGACCUGUGGAGAGCCCGACAGGGCUGUCUACUGCUUCGACCUCACCAGUAAACAACACACCCUCUGACCAGCCUUCAUUUCCAAACGGAGGUCGCGGCCGAGGGAGGGGUCGAGGACGUGGACGGGGCGGCUUUAGGGGUCGUGGCCGAGGUGGACCACCGCCGUCUGCCAACUCUCACUAAUCGCCUUUUUACUGGACUCAUUCUUUUCUUGCUGAUUAUCUGUUUUGCCGCAUUUGUCGAACUCACUUCUUGCACUUCCAUUACUUACAUUGCACUAAAAUCAUGCACAGCUAUCUUGUUAGAAACAUAUCCCACUUCAUCAUGCAUCUCACCACAGAACGGUCCCUUCGCCCGGUGUAUAAUGUACCAUUGACCUAUUGAUAAUUUGCAGUACUCUAGCCCUCGCGCAUUUCAAAUGUCUAUACUACUUUCUCAAGUCUGCUGCCUCAUGCGUGUUGGGAAGUCUGGAUUCGGUGUUCCCCGCGUCACCAGGACAGGCAAGUGUGGUUGGUUUGUGUGGACAAUCCGAGUUGAUACACUUUCGCAGAACGGCCAUUCACGUUAUUCUGAAUCUAAGCUGGGGUCCCCGUCGUUUCUACUCGGAAGCCUCUGUUAUGCAACAAGGAACUCAGGACCAAGACGCGGAUGCCAUGAACGUUCUCUUUGCUCUGACAGCCGGGAAGCGAUAACGUUAAACCAUCACGCUUCCCAUGACCCUUUCCAGAUAAGUUCAUUUCAGCAGGGGCAAGUUGUACCAUGUAAACGACUUUGUCCAUUCACGCUCGGAACAAUUAGAGCUGCCCGGUGCCUAGUUGCAGAUCAUCUUAUCCGU